AUGGAAACUCCUUCACUGUCGGCUAGCGUCAUGACAAUAAUGGCUUCCUUUACGACUAUUGAUUCUCCCACAACUAUUAAUUUCGAAACAAUUUUAGAUGUUAGUGCCAUGAAAGGUACCUCAGCAACUCAAGAAUCUACAAGCAUAGGCAUGGAUACAACAAUAACAGAAUCUGCAACAACUACUGAUUCAUCAACCAUGAACAUGGAUACGACAUUGAUAGACUACACAACAACUACUAAUUCUACAAGCAUAGAUACGUUUACGCCAUCCAUCGAUUUUACAGCAAUUCCUCCAUCUGCCACCAAUCACACAGUUUCGACAAUAACUGACAUCACAACAACUGAUGCGUCUUCAACCAUGGACACAGGUUCGACAAUAACUGAUUUCACAGUAACUGAUGCGUCUGCAACCAUGGACACAGGUUCGGCAAUAACUGACAUCACAACGACUGAUGCGUCUACAACUAUGGACACAGGUUCGACAAUAACUGGUUUCACAGUAACUG
Messenger RNA from Rotaria sp. Silwood2, 508 nucleotides. The record is from the annotation of a GenBank genome assembly. Lineage: Eukaryota; Metazoa; Rotifera; Eurotatoria; Philodinida; Philodinidae.